AUGACAGUCGAUGUUGUGUGUGUCGAUUUCAAAGUACUUUGUACAAAAUUUUAUUAUAUAUUAGAGAGUAACAAGUGUAACAAAUAUCGAAUUAUAAGUUAUUGUUGCAAAAAUGGAUAUAGAGAUUGAUCAGAAUUUGGAACAGAUAACACGCGAAUAUGUCGACUUUUUGGAUGACAUGGAGGAUCAAGGCAUAUAUGCCACAAUGGUUAAGAAUAUGAUUCAAGAAAAUAAAUAUAGAUUAGUUGUAAAUAUCAAUGAUUUGAGAAGGAAAAGUCCGACGCGUGCAGUAAGCUUAUUAAAUAAUUCCUUUGAGGAACAAAUGGCAUUUCAAAAUGCUUUAAAACAAUAUAUCUCAAAUGUAGAUAUUGAUUAUGCCAAGAACAGUAAAGAUUUCUUUGUAGCUUUUGAGGGAAGCUUUGGAAAUAAACAUGUGACACCAAGAACACUUACCUCUCGCUAUAUGGGUAAUUUAGUUUGUGUGGAGGGUAUUGUUACAAAAUGUUCAUUGGUACGACCAAAAGUUGUGAGAAGCGUACAUUAUUGCGAUAUGACCAAAACAGUUUUGGAAAGAGCCUACUCAGAUCUGACUUCUUUGGAAGCUUUUCCUCAUUCCGCUAUUUAUCCAACUACUGAUGAAGAUGGCAACCCACUAGAAACGGAAUUCGGUUUGUCGACCUACAAAGAUCAUCAGACACUUACUAUACAGGAGAUGCCAGAGAAAGCUCCAGCCGGACAGCUACCGCGAAGCGUAGAUGUGAUUUGCGAUAAUGAUUUGGUCGAUAUGUGCAAACCUGGAGAUCGUGUGCAGAUCGUCGGAAAUUAUCGGUGUCUUCCAGGAAAGUACGGUGGAUACACGACCGGAACUUUCAAGACCGUCUUAAUUGCCAACAAUGUAAUGCAAUUGAGCAAGGAAGCCAACCUCAUGAUCUCUCACGACGAUGUGGCAAUGUGCAAGAAAUUGGCAAAGCACAAUCCCUACAAAAACAUCUUCGAGCUCCUCGCCAAGUCACUUGCACCAUCCAUACACGGCAAUGAGUAUAUAAAAAAGGCGAUCCUCUACCUCCUCUUAGGUGGAGUGGAAAAGAUCUUGCCAAACGGCACAAGGCUGAGAGGAGACGUAAAUGUGUUGCUGAUUGGAGACCCGUCGGUUGCAAAAUCACAGUUACUACGUUAUGUGUUAUGCACCGCACCGCGGGCAAUUCCGACCACCGGGAGAGGAUCCUCUGGUGUUGGUUUGACGGCAGCGGUUACAGUCGAUCAGGAAACCGGUGAACGCAGACUGGAAGCGGGCGCGAUGGUCCUGGCGGACCGCGGUGUUAUUUGUAUCGACGAGUUCGAUAAAAUGUCAGAUAUUGACAGAACGGCGAUACACGAGGUGAUGGAACAGGGCAGAAUCACGAUUGCCAAAGCGGGCAUUCAUGCCAGUCUGAACGCGCGUUGCUCUGUACUCGCGGCUGCAAAUCCUGUAUAUGGAAGAUACGAUCAGUACAAGACGCCCAUGGAGAAUAUCGGCCUGCAAGAUUCUUUACUGUCGCGUUUCGACUUGCUCUUCGUUAUGCUGGACAUAAUCGAUUCAGAGCAGGAUCACAUAAUCAGCGAUCAUGUAGUUAGAAUGCAUCGGUAUAGAAGUCCUUUGGAGCAGGACGGAGAAGCCUUGAGUUUAGGCUCAAAACUGGAUAUGUUAACCACGAAGAAUCCGGAUGAUGUGGCCACUGAAGAGAUGCAAUCCCAAGUCUACCAGAAAUACGAUCCGCUUCUACACGGACAAACGCGUUCCAAAAACGACCCAAUUCUCACUAUACAAUUCAUGAGAAAGUACAUUCACAUUGCUCGGUGCAUGAAACCCAAGCUCACGGAAGAGGCCAGCGCCGUUAUAGCCGAGGAAUACUCGAAACUUCGUUCAGAGGAUGUAGUAGAAUCCGAUGUUGCGAGAACUCAACCAGUGACCGCAAGAACAUUGGAAACAUUGAUUCGAUUGGCGACGGCGCACGCGAAAGCACGGCUUUCGAAGAAUGUGGAAAGCGAAGAUGCGCGUGCCGCGAUAGAGCUGGUGCAGUUCGCUUACUUCAAACGCGUGCUCGAGAAAGAAAAGAGGAAGCGACGACGUCAUGAUAGCGAUACGUCGGAAAAUGCAGAGGAGGAGGAGGAGAGCAGACAGGCGAAGCGCACCAGAAGAACAGCGAAAGACGGCGAGGUCGACCCGUACGAGUACGAUAGCGAUGACGCGCACAUCGAAGAGGUGACCAGUAGAAUAAUCAGGACGCGGUCGCAAAAGAGCACCACGGACACGCCGUCGAGUCAGGCCGAGAGUGCCGAGUCUGUUCCAGCAACAGCAACGCUGACAAUCGCGCCGGAAAGACUCGCGGUUUUCAGAUCAUCGCUGAACAAACUAUUCCAAGACCGACGAACUCAGAUAAUCUCGUUGACAGACAUCACCGAUCAUCUGAACACGACACGUUCUCUAAAUUUUACAUCCGAUGAGAUUAGCGCCGCUAUCAGUACCAUGACGGACGCGAAUCAAAUUAUGGCCGCGGAUGGCAACAUCUUCCUCAUAUAAAGUCUUUUUGUAAUAUUUCGUUUUAAAGCCACGGACUUGGAAAGAUGCCAUUUUUAAAGCGUUAAUUUAUUAUCCAAGUCGAAAUUAAGGUUCUCGAUCAUUCACUGCUGCCGUACUGAGAUUAUUAUUUGCCCCUCGAUCGUUCGUAAUCCAAUAUACAACUGCGACAAACGAUCAGGAACCUGAACAUAGCAACGGGCCGUCUACAAGAGUGAUGUGCAUACCAAUUAGUAUUCACAAUUUAUGUGCAAGGGUCUGAAAAAAAUAUUUUUAUACGUACCAUUUUGCAUUGAUAUACGAGUAAUGAAGUAAUGAUAAUA
Linepithema humile (Argentine ant) is the source of this 2880-nucleotide messenger RNA. RefSeq names its product minichromosome maintenance 3 (gene Mcm3). The record is from RefSeq and is a predicted model, not a curated record. Gene Ontology annotation, cellular component: nucleus; MCM complex. NCBI's taxonomy places the organism in Eukaryota, Metazoa, Arthropoda, Insecta, Hymenoptera, Formicidae. Gene Ontology annotation, molecular function: ATP hydrolysis activity; single-stranded DNA helicase activity; ATP binding. Gene Ontology annotation, biological process: DNA strand elongation involved in DNA replication; mitotic DNA replication initiation; double-strand break repair via break-induced replication.